GAUUUUCUCUUAACAAGUUCUGAUGAUCUUGGUGGAGUUUUCAACGGUCUGAAUAAUGUAAUCCAGUGCCGAUUUCGACGUCGCCUUACUCCUCUUAGCCAAGCCGCUCAGAUGAAAGACUUGGCAGCUCCGAAUCAAUACUACCUCAUUCUUAGCCUUGGACAAAAUAUCGGAACAGCCGGCUUUGCCUCACCCUUUCCAGGCGGGCAAUCUGUUUCAAGACGGCCAGUUGUAAUAACCUCGUAA
Messenger RNA from Protopolystoma xenopodis, 246 nucleotides. The record is from the annotation of a GenBank genome assembly. NCBI's taxonomy places the organism in Eukaryota, Metazoa, Platyhelminthes, Monogenea, Polystomatidea, Polystomatidae.